Messenger RNA from Maniola jurtina (meadow brown), 1160 nucleotides. RefSeq lists its product as uncharacterized. Bases 52 to 1026 code for a protein of 324 amino acids. NCBI's taxonomy places the organism in Eukaryota, Metazoa, Arthropoda, Insecta, Lepidoptera, Nymphalidae. The record is from RefSeq and is a predicted model, not a curated record. The transcript is spliced from 15 exons.
AUAAGGCACAGAGUAUAAAAUGACUCGUAAUUAGAACGCCGAAAAGCAAAAAUGAAGUUAGUUUUUAUCUUCUGUAUUUGUUUUGCCACGGCUUUGGCUGUACCAGCGCCAGUACCAGAUCAUGAUCAAGACGAUGACCAAUUCGACGAUCAGGAACAACAAUUCAGGAGAAGAUUACAAACCCUCAGUUUAAGUCUCUUCGAUGAUUCUGACAGAAUAAAGAAUGGAGACCGCGAUGACAUCAGAGAUCAUAAUGACAUAAGACACCAUGAUGACAGAAGGGACCGUGAUGACAGGAGAGACCGCGAUGACAGAAGAGACCGUGAUGACAGGAGAGACCGCUACGCUUGGAGGGAUCGUGAUGACAGAAGAGAGCGUGAUGACAGACGGGAUCAUGAUGACAGAAGGGACCAUAAUGACAUGAUAGACCAUGAUGACAGAAGAGACCGUGAUGACAGGAGAGAUCAUAACCGUGACGUACACGACCGUAAUGACAGGCGAGAUCACGACGAUAGGAGAGACCGAGAGCAUAACCAACGCGAUCGUGAUGACAUAAGAGACCAUAGCGUCCAACGGGAUCGCGAUGUCCAACGCUUAUUAGACCUCCAACGUCUACAUCUCGCUCAAAGGGAAGGCGACGAUGUACAUCACCAGGACCGAAACGAUCAAGAUCGGGACGAUAAUCAUGAUCGUGAUGACAAUGACGCUCUAAGGAAAUCUCAUGCGGAUUUGAUAUCCAACGUACUCAGCCAUCUCACUAAUAAAUAUCAAGAUCGUGGUUCUCUGAAAAUUUCAUACAACCCGCAAAAUCCAUUGUCACUAGCCCCUAAAGUCUACGAUUUAGGCAGCCUGAGCUUCAAAUACCAGUAUGCGCCAGCAGCGCUUAUGCACCAUGGAAUGGUAGGAGAUUGUCAACAUCACCAGCCAGCCACUCCAGCGUUGAAGAGCCCUGCCAACAGUGAGCUAGCAUUACAUGGACUUGCCCUGAGAGAGCGUGAUGACGCUGACGAUGAUGAUGAUAAAUAACGGCAAAUUAAAAACACAAGACGACUCAAGACCACGCUUUAGUAUAACGGCCAUCGAUAUUGGUUAGAUUAUUAUUUUUACUACUUAUUUCCUACUUCAAAUCGCUAAUAAAGAGCAACGCUGUACGGCAUUUA